UUCAUUGCAAUCGUACGUUAAAUUGAGGCGCAGAAAGCCUAAAUAUUACCACUAAAGCUUUUCAUUAAACAUAAAAACCUUAAUAUUACCUAAAUAUGCUUAAAAAUCUAUGUAAUUUCUAAAAUUACAAUUUAAAACAAAGAAACAGUACCAUUAAUAUGACACCCACUGUACUUAACUUGCAACAGCUGUUGCUUUAAUACAACAGGUUUGGCGCGCAAACUCAAGUUUUCGUUUGUGAUGAAAUUUCGUGCAUUAAUUUUCGCUGCGCAAAUUAUAAAUUUAUUUAAAAAACUUUAUUUAUGCCGUUGCAAAAAUGUCUGCACGUAGUUGUGUGCCGAUGCAGCAAAAGUAUAAUCGUGUAAUUGUGCUGGUGGACAUGGAUUGUUUCUUCUGUCAAGUGGAGGAGAAACUAAAUCCGCAAUUGCAAGGACAACCGUUGGCUGUGGUGCAGUAUAAUGCCUGGCGUGGCGGCGGUAUUAUUGCUGUGAACUAUGCAGCGCGUGCCAAAGGCGUAACGCGUCAUAUGCGCGGCGAUGAGGCAAAGGAACGUUGUCCGGAAAUACAAUUGGUUAAAGUGCCAAAUAUACGCGAAAAGGCCGAUUUGGGCAAGUAUCGUGAGGCCGGCAAAGAAGUGGCGAAUGUGCUGCAACGCUUUACACCAUUGUUGGGGCGCGCUUCGGUCGAUGAGGCGUAUUUGGAUAUAACCGAAGAGGUCAAUAAGCGUUUGGGCGAUAUGAAUGCGGGUUCAUUUAUGCUCCAACCACAAGGCCUUAUAAAUACCUAUGCCGUAGGUUAUGCGGGCAUUGGUGAUUAUUUAAAUGUGAUAACGAAACGUUUUAACGACCCUAAUGCGGAUGAUUUCGAUUUAGAAAACGUUUCAUUCACACAAGCUUAUGAUGACACUGAUAUGGCCGCGGUGCGUCAAAGUGAUAUACGCUUGCUUAUCGGUGCGGCGGUGGCAAGUGAAAUGCGUGCUGCGGUUAAAGCCGAAACUGGUUAUGAAUGUUCCGCUGGUAUUGCGCACAAUAAAAUACUCGCAAAAUUGGCUUGUGGCAUUAAUAAACCAAAUAAGCAGACCAUUUUGCCACUGGGGCAGAUACCAAAGUUAUUCGAAACUCUACCGCUUACCAAAAUACAAGGAUUAGGUGGGAAAUUCGGCGAAAAUAUAUGCACCAGCUUGAAUAUACGCUUUUUAGCAGAGCUCUUGCCGUUUUCUGAACAGGAGUUGCAGCGCAAAUAUGAUGAGAAAAAUGGCACAUGGUUGUAUAAUAUUUGUCGCGGCAUUGAUUUGGAAGCGGUCACACCGCGCUUCUAUUCCAAAAGCAUCGGUUGUUGCAAGAAAUUUCCUGGCCGCAAUAACAUAACUGGUCUAAAUACACUGCGUCAUUGGUUGGGCGAAUUGGCUAAUGAAAUUUGCGAUCGCAUGGAAAAAGAUAUGUUGGAGCAUAAUCGUCGUGCCAAACAAAUGGUGCUCAGUUUUAUACAAGACUUUGAGGGUGUAGAAGUGUCUAGUUCACGUUCAGUGCCACUUAAGGGUUACGAUCAAGAGACAUUAACCAAAAGCAGUUUGGAAGUGCUGCAGACGCAUACGAAACAAUUUUUCAAAACCGGCAGCUCAUUGGCUUUGCACAAUCCCAUCAAAUUUUUGGGUAUCAGUGUGGGGAAGUUUGAAACAAUACAAAGUGGACAAAGUAAAUUGCAGGAAAUGUUUGCCAAUAUGGCAGCUAAGAAGAAAAAUGAAACGGUUAAUGAGUUGACAACGACAGACCGCGAGGACAUACAAGAUACACCAGAACCUGUUGCGAAGAAACCGACUUUUAUGCAAAAUUUUUUGCAACGCGAUUCUAAAGCAAAUAAUAAAACAGUUAAUAACAAUGCAAGUGCUACCAAUGUGAAUAUAGAUUUAACAGCAACUAAUAACAAUGCAAGUGCUACCAAUGUGGAUAUAAAUUUAAAAGUGUCCGAAGCAGAGCCGACUGCUGUGAGUUCAAUAAAUGAUACAGCUAACAAUACAAAGCCAACGGAAGUACGUAGCUUCUUUCUGAAUGCUUUAAAGAAGCAAAGAACUAGCGACGAUACAUGCACAUCAACUGCUGUUAAAGAUGAAACUGUGAUUAAUAUGUCCACCAAUAAUAAUGAAGCAGCGCCUAAAGCUGAUAAUUCAAAAAGUUUUUUCGCCAAGUUUUUAAAAAAAGCUGAACCGGAAGACACGCAACAACCAGCAAACACCGAAAACCAUGAGGCAAUGUGCCAAAGCGACAGUGAAAUAGAUUUAACUAUUGAGCCAACACAAGGAAGGGCUGAGGCAACAUUUGAAAGCGGUACAUUAGAUGCCACCCCAAACAACCAUGAUACAAAUGCAAGCGUUGGCUCAUUAGCUACUAAACGCAAAUUUACGGAUUUGCACGACAACUCAACGUCAACCCAAAAAGCACUUAAAAUAGAGUCACAAAUAAUGCCAACGCGUACACCUUCACCAACCUAUGAAGCAACUUAUGCUGAAUUUGCGGUGCCCGAAUUGCGCGCAGAAUUCAUACAGCUGACAAAAUGUGCCACUUGUAAUGCAAAUAUACCCUCCGAUGCACGCUCAAUGCAAUUGCAUCAAGACCAUCACAUAGCCAUGCAGCUUAGCCAACAAAUACGUGACGAGUAUCGCACGGAAGUGAAAACUAAACUCAGCGCACAGAAGUCCACAGCAACUGCAGCCGCAACCAACAAAAAACCAAAAAAGUCACCAGUGCAAUCCACUAAAGCGGCCAACAGCAAAGCUGGCACAAGCAUAACCAAAUUUCUAAAACCCACUGCUACUAGUACAACAACAGCAACUACAACAACAAAUGCAACCUCACUUGUUGCACCUGCUACGGUUGUGAUCGAUCUCUUGGAUGCCACUGUGCUGGAUACGGUGGUCUGUGAGGAGUGCAACUUGCCCAUUGCUACUACUCAAUUGCAAGAGCAUAAAGAUUUUCAUGUUGCAAAAGCUUUGCAGCGUCAACUCAAUAUGUUGGAGGUGCGCACUGUGUCGCCGGUUGCUAAAAAGUCAAACGCUCUUAGUAAUAAAAGCUUGAAUUUAAGUCACGCGAGUGUUAAAACCGCGAAACCCAUAACGCAAUUCUUUUCACAAUCAAAUUGUUAGUUAACUAAGUUAAUACAUAUAUAAGUGUGCUAAGUAAGACAAUAUACAUACAUACAUACAUAAGUGUUCUAAGUAAGCCAGUAUUCAUAUAUGAAAUAUAAGCCGUUAACCAUAUGCCGUUUGAGGAUCACUACAAAUACACAUACAUACAAUUUUCAACUUUCAAAAUCCCAUACAAACAGCAUAAGGUAAGCGUUUUCUUUAUUAUUUUCGUUUAUUUUAAUUUGUUGUGUUUUCAAAUAUGAAAUAUUGAGGUUAGGGUUAUGCCAUGUUUACCAUUUGAUGUCCUGGUGGUAAAAAUAUUAAAUAAGUCAUGUCUUAUAUAGUAAAAUCAAGCAGUAUUAUAAUUUAAAAAUGCAUAUAUGAUUCAAGUAUAUAACUAUAUGAAAUAAACCAAAAAUAAUUAUUUAA
Molecule: messenger RNA, 3550 nt
Organism: Zeugodacus cucurbitae (melon fly)
Lineage: Eukaryota; Metazoa; Arthropoda; Insecta; Diptera; Tephritidae
Gene: DNApol-eta
Product: DNA polymerase eta
Exons: 4
Coding region: 317-3139 (940 amino acids)
Biological process (GO): error-prone translesion synthesis; response to radiation
Cellular component (GO): replication fork; site of double-strand break; nucleus
Molecular function (GO): damaged DNA binding; DNA-directed DNA polymerase activity
Source: RefSeq, a predicted model, not a curated record